Molecule: messenger RNA, 3379 nt
Organism: Cajanus cajan (pigeon pea)
Lineage: Eukaryota; Viridiplantae; Streptophyta; Magnoliopsida; Fabales; Fabaceae
Product: receptor-like protein 6
Molecular function (GO): protein binding
Source: RefSeq, a predicted model, not a curated record
AUGAGAAGACACAUACUCUCUUGGCUUUUCUUGAUUCUUUUGUGCUUAAUAAACCAUAAUGCAACCAAUGGCUAUUUUGUUGGCCAAGAGUGUUCCACAUUGCUCCAUUUAAAAAAUAGCCUAAUAUUCAACCCUACAAUAUCCAAAAAGCUUAGUCUUUGGAAUCAAAGUGAAGAUUGUUGCCAAUGGCAUGGGGUGACAUGCAACGAGGGGUUGGUGGUAGCCCUUGAUCUCAGUGAAGAGUCCAUUUCAGGAGGACUUACAAAUUCAAGUGUUCUUUUUAGCCUUCAAUAUCUACAAAGCUUGAAUUUGGCUUUUAAUAACUUACGUUCAGUGAUUCCUUCAGAGCUAUACAAGCUGAAUAAUUUGAGGUAUUUGAACUUAUCUAAUGCUGGCUUUGAGGGGCAGAUUCCACAUGGGAUUUCUCUCCUCAAAAGUUUGGCUACUCUUGAUUUGUCUUCUUCAUUUACCUCACAUCACAGGCUAAAACUUCAUGAGCCAAAUAUAGGAAUGCUUUUACAAAACCUUACAAAUAUCACAGAAUUACAUCUAGAUGGUGUGGCAAUAUCUACCAAAGGACAAGGAUGGUGUCAUGCUAUUUCUUCAUUGCACAAGCUACGUGUUUUGAGCAUGUCAUCAUGUAAUCUCUCUGGACCUAUCGACUCUUCACUCGCAAGGCUUUUAUCACUCACUGUUCUAAAAUUGAGCCACAACAACAUGACAAGCAUAGUGCCCGGAUUCUUUGUAAAUUUCUCCAAUUUAGUCACACUACAGCUCAGAAGUUGUGGCUUGAAUGGUUCUUUUCCAAAAGACAUCUUCCAAAUACCAACAUUGAAGAUCCUUGACAUCUCAGACAAUAAAGAUCUUGGGGGCUCUUUACCAAACUUCCAACCACAUGGUUCUCUUCUUGAAAUGAAUCUUAGCUACACAAAUUUCAAAGGAAGACUUCCAGGUGCUAUUUCCAAUUUGAAGCAAUUAUCUACAAUUGAUCUAUCUUACUGUAAAUUUAAUGGGACACUUCCUAGUUCAAUCACAGUUCUCACCCAACUUAUUUAUCUAGACUUGUCUUCCAAUAACUUUACAGGCCCACUACCUUCUUUUAAUAUGUCUAAGAAUCUCACAUAUUUGUCGCUUUUUCAUAAUCAGUUAUCUGGGGUGUUACCAUCUAGUCAUUUUGAGGGUCUUAAAAAUCUUGCCAGCAUUGAUUUAGGGUUUAACUUUUUUAGUGGAAGCCUCCCUUCAUCUCUACUUAAACUCCCAUAUUUGAGAGAACUUAAACUUCCCUUUAACCAACUCGGUGGUUUUUUGGGUGAGUUUGUGAUUACCUCUCCUUUGUUAGAGAUGCUUGAUUUGGGUAGCAAUAAUUUGCAAGGGCCUAUUUCUGAGUCAAUUUUUAAUCAUACAACACUUCGUGUCAUUCAACUUAAUUCAAACAAGCUUAAUGGCACAAUACAGUUGGACAUGAUUCGUAGGUUGAGUAAUUUAACUACAUUAAGCCUCUCGCACAACAAUUUUUCAGUUGACAUAUACUCUAUUGAUGAUCGUGACUUAUCACCUUUUCCUAAUCUAAGAAAUCUAAUGUUGGCAUCUUGCAAGAUGAGAGGAAUCCCAAGUUUUGUGAGAAAUUUAUCCACAUUACUUUAUCUUGACCUAGCUGACAACGAGAUUGAAGGGUCAAUACCUCAAUGGAUUUGGCAACUUGAAUAUCUUGCUCACUUGAACCUUUCCAGAAAUUUUUUGACAAAUUUGGAUGGUAGUGUUUGGAACUUCACUUCAAACCUUUUGCUUGUUGAUCUUAGUUUCAAUCAACUACAAGGGCCUUUUCCUUUCAUUCCAACGUUUAUUAAUUUUUUGGAUUUCUCUAACAACAAAUUCAACUCUGUCAUUCCACUAAACAUUGGAAAUAAUGCCCCUUUCAUAAAGUUGUUGUCUCUUUCAAACAACAAUUUUCGGGGACACAUCCAUGAAUCUUUUUGCAAUGCUUCAAGUCUUCGCUUGCUAGAUCUUUCCCAUAAUAACUUUGUUGGGACGAUUCCCAAGUGUUUUGCUACCUUGAGUAGCACUCUAAGGGUGUUGAACUUUGGUGGAAAUAAACUUCAAGGUUAUAUUCCUAAUUCUCUAGCAACUUCAUGUACUCUCAAGUUAUUGGACCUGAAUGAUAACCUCUUGGAUGGCCCCAUCCCAAAAUCUUUAGCCAAUUGCCAGAAACUACAAGUCUUAAACCUUCGAAGAAAUUCAUUACUUGAUGGAUUUCCAUGUUUCUUAAGUAGUAUUUCCACCUUGAGAAUAAUGGAUUUAAGGUUAAACAAACUUCAUGGGUCAAUUAGAUGCCCAAGAAGUAGUGGUGAUUGGAAAAUGCUUCACAUUGUUGAUCUAGCCUCCAACAAUUUCAGUGGUGCAAUUCCAGGAGCAUUAUUAAAUAGUUGGAAAGCAAUGAUGCGUGAUAAUGUUAAUGUUGGACCAGAAUUUGGCCACUUAUUCAUUGAUCUCAUUGAUCACUAUGAUCCCAAGACUUACAAGGAUAUAAUGUUGCAUUUGGACAAAAAUAUUGUUGCAAAAUUAACCAAACUUGUUACAAACAUAUCUCGCUCUAUCCUUGACCAAGGAUCCUCUGAUGCUUAUGUAGUGGAUAUUUCUCGGUAUCAAAAUUCAAUUCUUAUUACCAACAAAGGUCAACAAGUGAAGUUGGACAAAAUCCAAAGGGCUUUCACUUAUUUGGAUAUGUCAAGCAACCAUUUUGAGGGUCCAAUACCAAAUGAGCUAAUGCAAUUCAAGGCAAUGAAUGCUCUAAACCUGUCAAAUAAUGCCCUCUCAGGUCACAUCCCAUCAUCGAUUGAAAAUUUGAAGAAUCUCGAGUCUUUAGAUUUUUCAAACAAUUCUUUCAAUGGAGAAAUUCCUACAAAUCUUGCAAGUCUAUCUUUCCUUGCAUAUUUGAAUCUAUCAUAUAAUCACUUGGUGGGACAAAUUCCCAUAGGUACUCAAAUUCAAUCAUUUGAAGCUGAUUCCUUUGAAGGGAAUAAGGAGUUAUGUGGACCUCCAUUGACCCAUAAUUGUAGCAAUGGAGUGCUAUCACCUGAAACACCCCAUUCUCAUAUUAAGAGUUCAAUUGAUUGCAAUUUUUUAAGUGCUGAGUUGGGAUUUAUUUUUGGUUUUGGAAUUUUCAUCCUGCCUCUUAUUUUCUGGAGUAGUUGGAGGUUGUGGUAUUCUAAACACAUUGAAGAGAUGCUUCACAAGAUCAUCCCACAACUUGAUUUUGCGUAUGAACAUCAUGGUGGAAAAAGAUAUAGAACUCUUAGGUGGAGCUACUGAAAUCUAAUUAAGUGUCAAAAUAAGGAUUAUGUCCAUUAAUCAAGUUUAGCCCGGUGAUAAAGCAAAGUAG